This is a messenger RNA of Vicia faba (fava bean), 3552 nucleotides long. The record is from the annotation of a GenBank genome assembly. NCBI's taxonomy places the organism in Eukaryota, Viridiplantae, Streptophyta, Magnoliopsida, Fabales, Fabaceae.
AUGGGAAAAUCGGGCGUUGGAAAAUCUGCAGGAACCAGUGGCACAAAACGCAAUUCCAAACAAGAGACUGCAGAAGAAGCUAAUGAGCGUCCUGAAUGGUUGCCUGAUGGCUGGAAUUUUGAAGUCCGAACCCGAAAAAGUGGUCCGGCUGUGGGAACUGCAUAUAAGUGCUAUGUUGAUCCGUUGAAUAUACAUAAAUUCUACUCCAAACCUGAGGUACUGCGACAUCUUGAAACUACAAAGGACAGCAACGGCUCUUCCAAGAAGAAGAAAGGUACUACUAGCAAGCAUACUCCAAGCAAGGAGGAGGAGAAAUGUAUUGACAAGCAUACUCCAAACAAAGAGAAGCAGAAGCGCACUAAAAGUAACCAACAUUCUUCAAGUAAAGAGGAAGAGAAAUUCACUAGCAUACACUCUCCAAACAAUACUGCAGAGAAAGCUAGUGAACGUCCUGAAUGGUUGCCUGAUGGCUGGGAUAUUAAAGUUCAAACCCGAAAAAGUGGUCCGGCUAUGGGAUCUUCAUAUAAGUGCUACAUUGAUCCAUUGAAUAUUCAUAAAUUCUACUCCAAACCCGAGGUACUACGACAUCUUGAAACUACAAAGGCCAGCAACUGCUCUUCCAAGAAGAAGAAAGGCACUACUAGCAAGCAUACUCCAAGCAAGGAGGAGGAGAAAUGUAUUGACAAGCAUACUCCAAACAAGGAGGAGGAGAAAUGCAUUGACAAGCAUUCUCUAAACAAAGAGAAGCAGAAACGCACUAACAACAACCAACAUUCUCCAAGUAAAGAGGAAGAGAAAUGUAUUAACAUGCAUUCUCCAAGCAAGGAGGAAGAAGAACACAUCAACAUGGAUACUGGAAGCAAGGACGGAGAGAAAUUCACUAGCAUGCACUCUCCAAACAAUGUUGCGGGCGAGAAGUCUGCUGAAGAGGAUCUACCCCCUGGAUGGAUUAAAGAAGCAAAGAUUAGGAAGAACAGAAAUGGCAUAAGGAAAGAUUGGUUAUAUAUUGAUCCGGAGAGUGGAUAUGUAUUCCAUUCCAAGAAGGAUGUACAGCGUUAUCUUGAAUCUGGAGAUAUAGACAAAUGUGCUAUUAAACCAAGUAGAAGACAAAAUCAAGAUGAAGACAACUCAACUCCAUAUCCUGCUGCCAAAAGACAGAAACCCAAGCAGUCUACACCCAGGCAGAAGACUUCUGCUGCCAAUGAACCAGCUGAAAGCUUAGAAUCACCAGAUGUUAACAACUCAAUGAAAGGGAAAGAUGUGAAUGUGUCAUCUGGAAUGAUGGUUUCUCCUGAUACCUCAGGUGAAUCCUUGAAAGCCGGCUAUCGAUCUUCACGGCGACUGACUGGGGCUGAACCUGUUAAGUUGGCUGACAAUGUGGUCAAUAAUCAGACUCUAGUUCCAAAAAGAAACUUAAGAAAAAACAGAACCACUCUAGCCGCUGAUAUGGAAAAUAAAUCAUCUCAGCAUCUCAAUGGUGUCCCAGAAACUGAGCAACCGAAGCCUGAAUCUCGUACCAACUCAAACAAAUUUAGUAAGAAGAAAGAGCCCCACAUUCCUUGUCGGGCUUCAAAACGAUUGGCUGGAUCUGAAAGCAAAAAGUCUGAAGAAGUCACAGAUGAAUUGCAGCAAGGGGAGGGCGGGCCAGAUCAUCCACCAUUAAAUUCAGAGUCACGAAAUAAAAGAAGAAAAUCUCCUUUAGUCCUACCUGCUGCAGACAAUCAACUGGAAAUGCUUGAAGUGGAUGACGAGAAUUCAGAACCUCAGCUGUCCUUUGCAUUCCACUACUCUUGGUCUGACCCAUGCUUGGAUUAUGCAAUCAAUUCCCUCACUGGUGUGUUACCACCCGUUGAUAAUUCUGUUGAUAAUGGACCGGCUACAGUCCCUGAGACUGAUAUUCAAAAACCUACGUUUGACGACACAGUCACAGGAAGAAGCAGGGACAGUCAAAACAAUUCAGUUGACAAUGAACCCACUACUGUACAUGAAACUGAUAUUCAAAAUCAAAACAAUUCAGUUGAUAAUGAUAAUGGACUCACUACUGUACAUGAAACUGAUGCUCAAAAAACAUUGAUUGACAACGUUACAAGAAGCAAGGACAGCCAAAGCAAUUUGCUUGACAAUGUUACAAGAGGCAGGGACAAAAAUACACCAGUGCAGUCAAAUAAAUCCAAGAGAAAGAAAGAGGUCAAAGUCCCCCCUAUGCGGUUGUCAAAGCGACUUGCUGGCAUUGAACCAGAGGCCAAUCCUUCUGAUAAAGCUCUUGAAUAUUCAAGUAAAAAAUCAAGCAAAGAAGAACCCACUGCAGCUGCACUUUUAACUAAUGGAGCAUCAGACCAUCUCCAUGCUGUGGAAGAAGCCAAGCUUACUCGUCAUGCGUCUGACAGUUUGAAAACAGAAAUACCUGAAAAAUCAUCAAGAAAGAGCGCUAAAUCAUCUAACAGUUUGAAAACAGAAAUACCUGAAAAAUCAUCAAGAAAGAGCGCUAAAUCAUCUGAUGACCAAAUUGUUCACAAGGAACAAGCGUCUGACAGUUUGAAAACAGAAAUGCCUGAAAAAUCAUCAAGAAAGAGCGCUAAAUCAUCUGAUGACCAAAUUGUUCACAAGGAACAACAAUUGGAGAAAGCUGAAGCUGAAAAUGUUAGUGAUGAUAGAUCAAAGCCAGAGGUCACCUUGCCAUUCAGUGAAUCUUGGUCUGACCCAUGCCUAGAAUUCGCAUUCAAGACUCUUACUGGUGCUUUGCCUGUUGAUUCUGCUGCAGAGAUUUUAGAAGUACCGUCUCCUGGUGUUGGUGACCCGCCAAAUAAUGAGUUGCACGAGAGAGUAACCAGCAUUAAUGGAAAAACUCAUGACAACGCAGACCCAUCUUUAAACAAGAAAGAGCAUAAUAUGGCUGGCCAGUCUUCAGAGCAAGAGCAACUUGGGCAACCUGAGUUGAGGACUAGCCCCACAUCUGGCAAAAAUAUGGACGGCGAGUCUUCAGAGCUUCUGCUUAGGCAACCUGAGUUGAGGACUAGCUCAUCUGACAAAAAUGUGCCAAAAUUUACCAACGGAGAAUCUCGUAGUCAUGAAGGCAACAUAAUAAAGAAUUUGGAACCUGUGCUGAAGACUAGCUCCACAUCUACCACUGGAGAAUCUCAUAGUUAUGAAAGUGAAAUGAUAAGGAAUUUGUUUGGAGAACCUCCGUUUGUUGAAGCUGAAAACACAACCCAACUUCUGGAUCAUUCUAGAACUAGUGCACACUCGCAAAUACAAGAAGAGCCAUUAAAGAAAAAUGACCAGAAAAAUGACCAGGUUGCUGAGGGUGAAAUUGAAGCUGAAAACACGACCCAACUUCUGGAUCAUUCUAGAACUAAUGCACACUCGCAAAUACAAGAAGAGCCAUUAAAGAAAAAUGACCAGGUUGCUGAGGGUGAAAUUGGAGCGAAGUCCACGCCAGGGCAGCAAUCAUCAGUGAGCUCUUCAUUCCCAUCUCAGAGCCUGCAAAGUUGUCCCGGAGUUGAUCCACCACAACAAUAUUCCCAGUUCAAUAAUAAUUUUCAGAAAAGGUAA